AUGGAUCCCCAGGAGGCAAGGAGGCUGGUCCCGAUCCUGCCAGCUCAGCAGACCUCAGGGUACAUCUUUGGGGAAGAUCACUCGCCUGGCCCUUCAUCACCACCUCACAGGCUUCGAAAGAGAGUCUUGGUCGCCGUGGCUUGCGAGGGAUGCCGCCGAAAGAAAGCGAAAUGUGACGGCAGAAAGCCAACCUGCAGCCGUUGCUUCUCCAAAAGCGAGGCAUGCUCGUACGAAACCCCAUCUGUUCCUGUCGCCGUGCAGAAAAAGUACGACAUCUUGCUAGUCGAGAAUCAGCAGUAUCGAGAACUGUUUGAUGCCAUAAAUAAGAAGUCUGAGUGCGAGGCGCAGGAAAUUUUCAACCGACUGAGAAGUUCGGAUCAGCCCCUUGCUGUCCUCGAAUCUAUGAGACAGGCCGAAGUUCUGCUCCCGAAGCCUUCGACAAAUACAUGGGGUUCCGAUCCUAGACUGGCAUUUUUCGACCAGAAGGCAUUCGAAUCGAGUGUUAUUCAGGUUCCUGCCAGGCCGUGGACAACAGUUGCUGGAGAUGGAAUUGUGUCAGAGCUAAUAACGGACUUCUUCACUUGGGAUAACUCCUAUAUGUUUCCCGUGCUCGAUAGGAUCACGUUCGUGGACGAGAUGAGAGCGGGAGAUGAUACAGAAGUGAAAUGGUGUUCUCCUUUGCUGGUAAAUGCUAUUUGCGCUAAGAGAUGUCUGAUGGUUGAACGAGGAAAACAAUUCGGUGUUAUGACAGGCCGUAACCUCUCCGAGGCCUUUCUCGCCGAGGCUAAGAGUCAUUUUGAGUCUGAACAAGGCCGACCAUCGAUACCAACUGUCCAAGCGCUACUUCUGAUAUACCUUACCAUGGCAGCCACGGGGAAAGACAGAGCUGGUCUGAUUUACCGCCUCACAGCCUAUGAGAUGCUCAAGCAACUCCGCUUGGAGGCGAGGUACAAGACAGCUAAGAAUAACGUCCCACCUCAGACUCACGACAUGAUGUUGACAUCGAAGACGCUUUGGGGAAUAUUCCUUUUAGAGAGUCGGAUAGCUUAUUUCUACAACAGGCCCUCUACUAUUCCCCCACCUCAAGUCCCUAAACCCUUCCUAUCCAUCCUGACAUUCACCCAUAAAGGAAAUCUGGAUGUUCUUGACAGGCCUUGGAAAGAUUCAUCUGAUCUUGUUCCUCGGCCACCUGGAGUAUUGGCAGCUGCAUGCUCAUUUUCCGAACUUCUCUAUGAGAUCAUGCAGUAUCUCACAACUUCCAAGUUCAGACGGGGAAGUGAGGAGGAUAUUCAUGCUAGACGGCUAUUCUUUUCUCGCCUCAUACAGCUGAAACAUGACAUACCUCGCCAGUUGGUCGUGGAGCAGAAUCUUACACCAGUAACGUGUUUCUUAAGAAUAGACGAGAACCUAAUCCUAUACACAUUGCUUCAGGAUAUGCCUAUCGACAUACCAUUUGGUGUCCCAUACAGCUCGACAGUCAAGGACUUGUGCAUUCAACACUGUCGUCACGAUACCGAGAUCAUCGGGUCAUUUAUCAAGAAGUGGCCUACAAACCUAAUGAUAGCACAUCAACUGUACAUAUCGAUGCAAACGAUGGUCCCCGUACUAGAUGACAUCGCGGUACAAGAUCUGUUUACAAAAAGUUGUCGGAUGGCGCAGUUGUCUUCUGGCAGCGUUAGACUCAGUGGAGUUCUCUUACAAGCGACUCAAGCCUUCGUCUGGGCUAUGGAAAAAUUCAUCCCGGAAUCUGCAAGGCAACAUCUCGAAGGAUUGACUCAAGAAACAGUUGAAAAGGACUUGCCAAUGAGCUUUGCCUUGCCUCCCCGGGGAGAGGUCAUGGAAGUCCUGGCUUCUGAUGAAAACGACCAGGAAUGCUCGAUAUGGAACUUGGGCACCUUGAUCGAGAAAUGGGCGAUGCUAUCGAUGGCUGGAAGCAGACCAUCGUCGUGA
Fusarium fujikuroi IMI 58289 is the source of this 1950-nucleotide messenger RNA. Its product is annotated as related to pathway-specific regulatory protein nit-4. Gene Ontology annotation, biological process: DNA-templated transcription; regulation of DNA-templated transcription. The record is from RefSeq and is a predicted model, not a curated record. Lineage: Eukaryota; Fungi; Ascomycota; Sordariomycetes; Hypocreales; Nectriaceae. The transcript has 5 exons. Gene Ontology annotation, molecular function: DNA-binding transcription factor activity, RNA polymerase II-specific; DNA binding; zinc ion binding. Bases 1 to 1950 code for a protein of 649 amino acids.